Messenger RNA from Lethenteron reissneri (Far Eastern brook lamprey), 5120 nucleotides. RefSeq names its product SPT5 homolog, DSIF elongation factor subunit (gene SUPT5H). Gene Ontology annotation, cellular component: DSIF complex. Lineage: Eukaryota; Metazoa; Chordata; Hyperoartia; Petromyzontiformes; Petromyzontidae. Gene Ontology annotation, biological process: transcription elongation-coupled chromatin remodeling; regulation of DNA-templated transcription elongation; regulation of transcription by RNA polymerase II. Gene Ontology annotation, molecular function: protein binding; mRNA binding. The record is from RefSeq and is a predicted model, not a curated record.
CAAAGUGCGUCCCGGCUUCCGUCAUCCCGACCGCCUCUUCAGUUCGCUUCCUCUGCCCGCGUUGGCGACUGACUGCGCCGAGACGCGGCGCGCAGCUUUUCGUGUUUGUUCACGAACAACUCGAGGCGCGGCGAUUCGGCGAGCUGCUCGGGGCAGGUGCCCGAGAAGCCGGGACAGCCAUGUCGGACAGUGAAGGCAGCAACUCCUCGGACAACGAGGAGCAGGAGAGCUUCCACGGCAGUGAGGCCGAAGAGGCAGAGGAGGAUGAACCCUCAGAGAAGGGCAGCGUUACUGGCAGCGAUAAGGAAGGAGAAGGAGAAGGCGAGGACUUGGUAGAUGAAGACGAGUAUGAUGAGGAGGAGGAAGAGGAUGAGGAGUCGGGUCGGACAAGGAAGAAACCUCGUCACAGCCAGUUCAUCUUGGAUGAAGCUGAUGUCGAUGAUGAAUAUGAGGACGACGAACAGUGGGAAGAGGGAGCAGAAGACAUCCUUGAGAAAGCCACAAACAUUGAUGAUGUUCCGAUUCGAAAUGAUGACAAUUCUGGUGCGCGGAGGUUGCAGAACCUAUGGAGGGAACAGCGUGAGGAGGAAUUGGGUGAGUAUUACAUGAAGAAAUACGCCAAUAGCUCAACUGGAGAACACUAUGGAGUUGGUGGUUCCGAUGAACUAUCAGAUGACAUUACUCAACAGCAACUUUUGCCUGGAGUCAAGGAUCCCAAUUUGUGGACAGUGAAGUGCAAGCUUGGCGAGGAGCGAGCCACAGCCAUUGGACUGAUGCGGAAGUUCAUUGCUUACCAGUUCUCUGACACUCCAAUGCAAAUCAAGUCGGUGAUAGCCCCGGAGCACCUGAAGGGCUACAUCUACAUCGAGGCCUACAAGCAGACCCAUGUGAAGCAGGCCAUCGAGGGAGUCGGGAACCUGCGCAUGGGCUUCUGGAACCAGCAGAUGGUGCCCAUUAAGGAGAUGACGGACGUGAUGAAGGUGGUGAAUGAGGUGACCAACCUCAAGCCCAAGUCCUGGGUGCGGCUCAGGAGGGGAAUCUUCAAGGAUGACAUUGCGCAGGUGGAUUAUGUCGAGCCCAGUCAGAAUACCAUUGGGCUGAAGCUCAUCCCACGCAUUGACUAUGAACGCAUCAAAUCCCGCAUGAGCAUGAAAGACUGGUUUGCCAAGAGAAAGCGCUACAAGAGGCCACCACAGAGACUCUUUGACGUCGACAAAAUAAGGUCUUUGGGAGGCGAGGUGACGUCAGAUGGUGAUUUUCUGCAGUUUGAAGGAAACAAAUACACCCGAAAGGGUUUCCUCAUUAAGGGCUUCGCCAUGUCGGCUGUGAUCAUUGAGGGAGUGAAGCCGACGCUGUCUGAGCUGGAGAAGUUUGAGGAUCAGCCAGAAGGAGUCGAUUUGGAGCUCGUCUCUGAAGCUAAGGGUAAAGGUGAGAAGGAUCACAACUUCCAGCCUGGAGACAACGUGGAAGUGUGCGAGGGAGAGUUGAUCAAUCUGCAGGGCACAGUGCUCAGUGUCGAUGGCAACAAAAUCACAAUCAUGCCCAAGCACGAAGACCUCAAGGACCCGCUCGAGUUCCCAGCGCAUGAACUGCGCAAGUACUUCAAGAUUGGCGACCACGUGAAGGUGAUCGCGGGCCGAUACGAGGGCGACACAGGACUCAUCGUGCGUGCAGAGGAGAACUUUGUCAUCCUCUUCUCUGACCUCACAAUGCACGAGCUCAAGGUGCUGCCACGUGACCUGCAGCUGUGCUCGGAGACGGCGUCGGGCGUGGACUCGGGCGGGCAGCACGAGUGGGGCGAACUGGUGCUGCUUGACCCACAGACCGUGGGCGUCAUUGUGCGCCUGGAGAGGGAGACCUUCCAGGUGCUGAACAUGUAUGGCAAAGUGGUAACGCUGAAGCACCAGGCGGUGACGAAGAAGAGAGACAACCGGCACGCUGUGGCUCUUGACUCGGAGCAGAAUAACAUCCAAGUGAAGGAUAUCGUCAAGGUUAUUGAUGGUCCCCAUUCGGGCCGAGAGGGGGAGGUGAGGCACCUGUACCGCAGCUUUGCGUUCCUGCACUCAAAGAGGCUUGUGGAGAACGGAGGCAUGUUCGUGUGCAAGACUCGGCAUGUGGUGCUGGCUGGUGGGGCCAAGCCGAGAGAUGUGACCAACUUUUCAGUCGGGACAUUUGCCCCCAAAAGCCCUCGCCUCGCCAGUCCCAUGCAUCCCAGCGGAGGAGGAAUGCAGAGAAUGCAGCAGAACAUGGGCCGUGGGAGAGGCCGCAGAGACACGGAGCUCAUUGGGCAGACGGUGCGCAUCACCCAUGGCCCUUACAAAGGAUACAUUGGUGUGGUCAAGGACGCGACGGAGUCGACCGCUCGUGUUGAGCUGCACUCAACGUGCCAGACCAUUUCAGUGGACAGGACCCGCCUCCAUUCUAUGCGGGAUGGGAUCAGGAGGACUGGCCAGACAUCCACGUAUGGUCGCACACCCAUGUAUGGCUCCCAGACUCCGAUGUAUGGGUCUGGCUCACGCACGCCAAUGUAUGGAUCGCAGACGCCCCUGCAUGAUAGUGCCGGCAACAGGACGCCGCACUAUGGCUCCCAGACACCACUGCACGAUGGGAGCCGUACACCGGGACAGAGUGGAGCCUGGGAUCCCAGCAAUGCUAACACCCCAUCCAGGCAAGAUGACGAUUUUGAGUACACAUUCGAUGAGCCGUCACCGUCUCCACAGCCCUAUGGGGGCCAGUCCACACCGCAGACGCCAGGGUACACAGAUGUGCCCUCCCCUCAAGUCAACACCACCUACAACCCGCAGACGCCUGGCACACCGGCCCUGUACAACACGGAUCAAUACUCCCCGUACCCGACGCCCUCGCCGCAGGGCUCGUACCAUCCGACGCCGAGCCCACAGAGUUUCCAUCCAGCACCCAGCCCCAUGGGUUACCAGAACACGCAGUCACCUGCCAGCUUCCAUCCGACUCCAUCUCCCAUGGCAUACCAGUCGAGCCCCAGCCCGAGCCCGCUGGGCUACAGCCCCAUGACGCCGGGCGCAGGCUCGCCAGCCGGAUACAACCCGCUCACGCCAGGCUCCGCCAUCGACCCCAGCACGGCCGAUUGGCACACCAUCGAUAUCCUAGUGGGCGUGCGCGACAGCUCGCCUGAUACCCAGCUUGUGGGGCAGAAGGGAGUCAUACGCAGCAUCUCGGGUGGAAUGUGCUCAGUUUACCUCCCUGACAGCGACAAAGUAGUGAGCAUUGCCAGUGACCAUCUAGAGCCAGUUAUCCCUGCAAAAUAUGACAAGGUCAAGGUGAUCCUGGGCGAAGAUCGUGAAGCAACUGGGACUUUAAUCAGCAUCGACGGAGAGGAUGGCAUCGUUCGCAUGGAGCUGGACAACCAGCUGAAGAUCCUCAACCUGCGCUUCCUGGGAAAACUGGAGACCUAACCCAGCCGUGCCCCCACACCGAAGCAGGCGGCACAUCGGUUUGUGAACAUAGAAAUGUGAGUGGGUCAUAGCCCCACAAAUGUUUAGGUGGUCCCCACUCUCUCCCCAACUGUUCCGAUUCUUACUUAGUGUUGCAAUAACAAAGGACAUGUGAUUGUGACCGCAUUUCAGAAGCACUUCCUUGCAAUGCACCAGUAAAUCUGAUAAAGAGCAUUUUUGGAAGGUAUUGUCCAGCUUUUUGGACAAUACAUGGCCACACUUUUUUAAAACUCAUAGUUAUGCCUGAUUUUUUUCUUUUUCAGAGCUUAUAUUUUUCAGAGCCAUUAUAAUGCAGUUUCAAAAUAUGCUCUUGUAAUAUUUUGAUUUCUUACCUGGUCUUGUAUUAAAUUGCAAAUGUAUACAAUGUACGGAUUAUGGUAUGGACAGUCCUAAGGCCACACAUUCUAUUCAAAUCGACUUUGUCAACUCAUGUUCAUCUAAUUGCUUGGGUUGUCCAAAUUCCCAACUUAUGUGUUUAUGUAUUUGUGGUUGAUAUGCACCACGGAAUAUAGCUCCACAACUUUUUUCAUUUUACCCUUAUUGUACACGAGACAUAAAUAUGUUCAGAGUGGGGUGAGUGGGAACAUGGUUGUUGUAAAGACUAAACAGUUGGCAAACUUGUUUAUAAAACCUAUCCGAGCAUGUUUGCCAAAAGGUCCUUGUUUGAUAAAUUUAUGUUCAGAGCUUCAACAUUUUGAUUACAGCUUUGGUCGUGACCUUGCUUGUUUAACAAGCACUGAUCUUAUGUUGAAGCAGAAGUAUUUGUUCCUUUGAAUAUUGCUUGCUUUCAAGUUCAUUUGUGUUUGCAUCAAAUCAUUGCAAGGCACAUUAACAUUUAACGUGUGAACAUUUCUCUUUCUAUUGCCAGUUUGAUAUUAAGAUAGAAUACUUGUCUUGAUGAAAGCCUAAUGGGAAAACCUGCAGUCGAAGACAUAACAAUGAUGCAAUUAUCAGUGGUAUGUUGCAUUUUAAUUGUUCUCAGAAAUGUCACCAUACAGUUCAUAAGGGAGUACAUAAUUGUGUAAGUUACAGUAAUUACAUUUGGGAAGCAUUAUUCUAAACAAAUAUAAACUGAAAGCAUGGUCCACUUGCAUUAUGGUUCAUCUCCCAGAAACAGUGCCUGCUGAAAAGAUGCCAUUUGUUAGAAUGAGAUACAUUCAAUGAAAGUACGUUGCAAAAUAGUUCGUGUCAUUACCGAAAAGUACACAGCAAUAGUUUACCCGGAAGAUAGAACAGUUUCUGUAAAUGUUGCAGUGCGACUAAAACCGAACUAAAUUUCAAUGUCCAGUUUAAAUUAUCAACUAACCAUUGUAGAAUUUGGUGCCAUUUUAUUUUAGAAUAGUCUUGUAUUUAGAGCUGUAAUUCACAUGAUUUUUCUUUUGACAUGUAAUCGUGUGCUCUGUUAUUUGCUUAUAGUGUACCAGUGGUAGUAGCCAUUAACCCUACGUGUAAUGUUGUUAAAAUACAGCAUUUGUCACAGAAGUUGCAACAUUGUAAAAUUCGUCCCGAUACUGUUUUAAAGCAAGUACAGUAAAGUGCUUUGGCCGUCUAAUAUGUUGAACAUGGUGAGCUGUAAUUAACCUUGGUUAAGUCUGUUCACUUAUAACUCUGGAUGUAUAAUAAAACAAUAAAACACAUCAUGACAAGCGG